CAUACAGAGGUUAGGGCUUCAACCUAUGAAUUUGGCAGAACACAAUUCAGACAUAGCAACAUUAAAGGAGAUUCAUCAGCACAUGGAACCCAUUAUUCCUGCCCCCACGCUCCCCAGCUUGCACGUCUAGAACCUUCCUCCCUCCCUUUUAUGUUACUGUAUAUGAAUUAUGACUUGUAUACCAACUUAUUAGCUGUGUCAAUAAUUACAAUGUUUGUACGAUAUCUCGUGGCUUAUGAAGACUGCUCCAUACAUCACUUAACCUAUCUCAUAAUCACUAUUUCACAGAUGAGGAAACUGAGACCUACAUGAUCCAGCCAAUCCGUAUGCCAAGGUCCUCUAACUCUUUCCAUUAUACCAAGGUAUCUGGCUAUCCCCACUUCAAGGAAAACACAGGGCUUCAAGAACUGGCAAACUCUAAACUCAAAUUCAAAUCCCUCCGCUGUGACCAUCUCUGAGAAGCGUCACUUGUAUUGGCCCCCAUAUGAAUCCUUUCUCUCUGCUCUGGGAUUUUGUGGAGUAUUAAAGCAGAAAAAAAAUAUAUGAAAUGAGGUAAGAUUUUUAGAAGCAAGGAUAUUUUAUGUUCAUUUCUUUUCAGAUCAAUUUCCAAGCAUGCUGCACACUCUCUUACUGUAUUUCUCUAGGAUGAUCUAAACACCCAGGUUAAAGGAAGGAGGCACUGUCUGGUUUUCACUACCAUUCACUAGGUAUUAUCUUAGUUUAGAUUCUUCCCUGGGGGCUCACAUUCUGAACGUCAGGCUGUAGCCUGGAUCCUCUGAGAGUUAGUAUCAGUGGAACUCUCUCUGGUCUGCUCCCCACCCUCGCCCGACACCCCGCUGCUGGAGACUCUUUUUGGGAUCCGCAAUACUCCUCACUAAACCACUCAAGAAAUGCGCGAGAGCCAUGCUCGGCCAACACCUGCCAGCAGGGAGAAAAAGGGACGCUUGUUCACCGCAAGCCGCCCGGGGGCCGGGGUCGGGGGUCCAGGGACCGCUCGGCCCCAGAUCCUGAGCGCGGUCCUGGGCUGGAGGGGAGGUUCCCGUCCCCGGCCCUUUCAUCUGGCCGCGCAGGCAGGGAUCCUGCGCGGAGGGCUCCUCCCUUCCCAGGAGGAAGGGAGGGGAUAUCCAGGGAGGAUUCAAAGGGGCCUGGAGGUCAGGCGAGGCCGGGGAGGCUCCGUGGAGAAAACCGGAGCAGCGACGCGACCCAGCCGCCCGGCUCUCCGCGGAGCUUCCUCCCCGCACCCGCCUUUCCGGCCGCCGGGCGAGGGGGAGGGGAGGCUU
Chinchilla lanigera (long-tailed chinchilla) is the source of this 1280-nucleotide messenger RNA. Its product is annotated as translation initiation factor IF-2-like. NCBI's taxonomy places the organism in Eukaryota, Metazoa, Chordata, Mammalia, Rodentia, Chinchillidae. The record is from RefSeq and is a predicted model, not a curated record.